Messenger RNA from Lolium rigidum, 1723 nucleotides. RefSeq names its product probable sugar phosphate/phosphate translocator At1g06470. Lineage: Eukaryota; Viridiplantae; Streptophyta; Magnoliopsida; Poales; Poaceae. Gene Ontology annotation, molecular function: antiporter activity. Gene Ontology annotation, biological process: UDP-glucose transmembrane transport. Bases 1 to 1284 code for a protein of 427 amino acids. Gene Ontology annotation, cellular component: endoplasmic reticulum-Golgi intermediate compartment; cis-Golgi network; Golgi apparatus. The transcript is spliced from 12 exons. The record is from RefSeq and is a predicted model, not a curated record.
AUGGCCGAGGCGGGCGCGGACGCCGCCCUGGCCGCCGCGCCCGCGGAGGUCGUGUCCCCGCGAUCCACCUACUUCCGGCAGCGGAGCAUGCACGCCCCGGAUCUGGACCGCAAGGCCUUCGACGUGGAGAACCCGCCGGCACCCUCCGCCGUCUGCGUAGGCGGGCUGCGGCCCAGCGAGUCCGUCGCCAAGCUGGAGUCGCUGGAGCGGGCGGAGCGCGCCGCGCUGGCGCCGGCGGUCGUGCUCAAGACGGCCUUCUACAUCCUCGUCUGGUACACCUUCAGCACCUGCCUCACCCUAUACAAUAAGACGCUGCUGGGGGACAAGCUGGGCAAGUUCCCGGCGCCGCUGCUGAUGAACACUGUGCACUUCGCGCUGCAGGCCGCGCUAUCCAAGAUCAUCCUGCUCUUCCAGGCCAAGGGGAUCGACGCUGCGGUCGACAUGAGCUGGAAGGAUUACUUCAUGAGAGUCGUCCCAACUGCUCUGGGAACCGCCUUGGACAUUAACCUGAGCAACGCGUCUCUGGUGUUCAUCACGGUCACAUUCGCUACCAUGUGCAAAUCAGCCUCGCCGAUAUUCCUUUUGCUAUUCGCCUUUGCAUUUAGGUUGGAGAGCCCCAGCAUCAAGCUUCUAGGAAUCAUAGUUGUCAUUUCUAUUGGUGUUCUGUUGACAGUUGCCAGGGAGACCGACUUCGACUUCUGGGGCUUCAUUUUUGUGACACUUGCUGCUGUUAUGUCAGGAUUCCGCUGGUCCAUGACUCAGAUUCUGUUGCAAAAAGAUAGCUACGGCUUAAAAGAUCCAAUUACCCUGAUGAGUCAUGUUACCCCAGUGAUGGCCAUAGCCACCAUGGUACUAUCUCUCCUGUUGGAUCCUUGGAGUGAUUUUCGGAAGAAUACAUAUUUUGAUAACCCGUGGCACGUCAUGCGCAGUAUCUUACUUAUGCUAAUCGGAGGAAGCCUGGCCUUUUUCAUGGUGUUGACGGAGUAUAUACUUGUUUCAGCAACAAGUGCCAUAACUGUGACAAUAGCUGGGGUAGUAAAAGAAUCUGUAACAAUCUUGGUUGCAGUAUUUUAUUUCCAUGAUGCAUUUACUUGGUUGAAAGGGGUUGGUCUUAUCACUAUUAUGAUUGGUGUUAGCUUAUUCAAUUGGUACAAAUAUGACAAAUUCAAAAGGGGUCAGAUAAAUGAGGAUGGAGUCACUUCACCUUCAUUUAGUGGAGAUGCCAAAUACAUCAUUCUAGAUGACUCGGAAUAUCAUGAUGAGUUUCUGGAUGAAGAUACAUAAUUUUUGAAGGUGGUAAAAUUUUAACUGCCACUUGGAUUGUCAAAUGUUGAUACCUUCAGACCAUUCAUGGCUGCCUAUUGAAAUAAGUUCUCAUGGAGGUUUUCCACUAAGACAUACGGACAAACACGCAAGCAAUCAGCAUGAGCUUAAUCCAUCUCAAAUCCAGGAUGGAUGCUCAAGAAUAGCCACUCAAAUUACAGCAUCAUACCAUGACCUUCAUCUGGAAAUUUUGGGACUGGCAGCUGGUACAAAUCAGCCUGCUUGUUCAUGAUGGAAGUUACUGAGAACUGACAGAUAUUUGCGUGCUUUUUUCCACUUUGUGUGAGCGCAUCAUGCACAUAUUCAUUACUGAACCUCCACAAUUUUGAUGCCUAGGUAUAUUCAUCUUCUAUGUAGAUUGGGUUGUAAGUCCAACCACACAUACCACACGUGUUGUUCC